Molecule: messenger RNA, 4155 nt
Organism: Lentinula edodes (shiitake mushroom)
Lineage: Eukaryota; Fungi; Basidiomycota; Agaricomycetes; Agaricales; Omphalotaceae
Exons: 4
Coding region: 240-3914 (1224 amino acids)
Source: RefSeq, a predicted model, not a curated record
GAUGUCCUCCUUCUAGUAGGGGCCUUCCAAGUCGCUGCAGGCCGUGAGGAGCCAUAGAUAUAAUCAAAGUCUGUGUUAACAAGGAUGAGCAUGCCAUUUUAAGUCUUUGGCCGCAGAGGAUGUAUCGAUUGGGUCAGUGAGCGCGGAACCAAACCGGACCGAACAACCGGAAGUGCCAGCGCUUGUUGGCCAACAACAGUACAGCUCAAUACCAAUCUAUGAUCUAGCGGACGUGUUUAAUGGACGAUCCAUGGGCCAAUGCCUGGGAUGAGUCACACUCCAAAAACACAACUUCUUCCGUUCCUACUAAAUCCAUAUUUUCAACUUCCACCUGGAGGGAUCCUGCAGAGAGCGAAACAGAUAUCGCCCUGCCGUCUUGGUCCGUAGGGCCAGCUGUAACUUGGAAUGAACCAUCUGACGAUGCUCCAACAUUAUGGGGUUCCUCUACCUCCAAUGAUUCUCCGGAACUACCUAUCACUUCGAGCUUUAGCCCCAAAGGUGUCGACUGGAAAUCCUCGUACGAGAGUAUGAGUGCACAUUUCGGAGGCUCAAGUGUUGACGAGAACUCGGAAACAGAAGAGGUAGGAGAUGCAGAAGAAUCAAACGAGGGGGAGGGAAUGCAUGAUCAGAUGGAUAUUAAUGUUGAUGAAUACGAAGCUGUUGCCGCCAAGGGCGAGGCUCCAGGGAUAGUGGAUCCAUGGACACCUCCUCAAAGUACCUUCCCUACUUCCACGUCUCUUAGCUCGGUCCUGGAAAUAACCGCGUCCAAUUCUCCACCUGCGCCACGCAGUCCCGAUGCAUUUGAAUUUGGUACAUUCGAAUCUGGCGCUUCCGACUCUUUAGCCGGACCUUCUACGGAGGGAAAAACCUGGGACUCGGGCAGUCUCUCUAACCCAGAAUCGGAAUGGGGUACUGCAUGGGUAUCUAAAGAAGCAGAUCCAAAUGAUGUUGAAGAUGUAGAGGCUCUGGACGAAUGGGAAAGAGCCAAAAGAGAGAAAGAGAAAAUGGAUCGCGUGGUACCUCCGGAAUUUCUUGCAUCAAUUCUGCGUACUUUGGAGGAAAUUUCGGACGAUUUAUGGCCCCCGCCUGUCCAAGCGAAACCAAACGACGUAAACAAUGUGCCUACUACAGACACAACGCAGGAGCCUUUGAAGGAUACCAGGGAUGAUGACCCCUUGGACAGGGACUCUCCAAAUUUAGGUUCCGUCGUCCAGGUUGAGGAUGAGAGCAACUCUUUGAAUGAUGAAAGUCAACCUGAAGAAACACUUGCUCAUUGGAAAGGUGGUAUAGAUGCGGUUGAGGGCCUGUUGGACCUUUGCCAGACUAUAAUUCCACCUUUGCCACCGCUUUCAUCCCUUCCGGCCCUCCCUUCACAAACCAAAUCAUCGCCUAUAAUGAAACGCAGCUCAGAGGCCCUCCGCUUGACGCGUUCGACAGUGAUUUCCUCUUCCGGUCCUCUUGGAAUGUAUCUCAAAACUAAAGGAUCCAUCGAAUGGGAGGUUGCAGUAAAAGCACGGCCAGAGAAAACAAGUGAACAAGAACGAGAAGAGAUCGUUCCUGCCGGGUGGAGAAUUUUACCGAAAGAAAAAGAAGACGAAAAGAAAGUAGAGGCGCCUGAAAUGAAAAGGAAAGGAUCUAGCAUAUUAUCGUCUUUCUUCGGAAGAAAGGCAGAAGCUUCACCUACGGAGAGUAAAGAAAAGAAGGAUAAAGAAGCAAGUCCCAGGCCGUCUUUCGCAUCAUCUCGGAACAGCAUGGAUUCUAAAUCAGGAACUGCAAAUGCAGAAUCAUCAUCAACGGACAAGCUUCCCACCAGUCCUGCCUCUGCUCCAGUCCCUUCAACGUCGGCUGUGGGUGCUUCCACCUCUACCACUCCUACUCCUUCUACCUACGGCGACGGGGGCUCGCCUGAUCUUUUCCACGACGCACCAACAACAGCUCCCGCACCUUCAGCAGUAUCCCGCUUCCUAAACCGAUUCUCCUCCUCCCGCAACAGACCUAGCCAUUCUCGGCAGAACUCAAACACCUCAUUGGCGUUGUCUACAGAUGAUCUUGAAUUUCUGCAGGAUAUCGUUCCCAGUGCUAGUGACGUUGAUCAUGAACAUGAACUCGUACAAACAGGAUCAAACGAGUUGGAAUUGAAUGGGCUUCAGAAGAUGAUAAACAGUGCGCCGCUACCUGCACCGCUGUUACCUCCUCCGCGAGCUCCUGGCCGAGAUCCGCAGCGGUCGCAGUCGCAGUUGAGUUCACCACAGAGUCCAUCAGAUGAUUUCAUCACUGGGAGAAAGGCCCCUUCGGAUGCCUCGCGGCAGAAUAAGAACUUUGACUUUGCGUCGUCCUCGAGUCAGAUACUGACUCCUUCCCCUGCACUUCCUUCUCAGAUACAAACCGCCAUUACCCGAUCUUCGACACCAUCGUCUUUUGCUUUACCGUUAUCGACUAGAUCUUCCAGUCCUGGUUUAGAUAUGUUAUCUAUCGCAGGUUCUUCUGUUGGCGGCAGAGCCUCACAGCUAACAAGUCCUAGUACGGGUAUGAAUGCCCUGGGUGGGAGUGCCAUUUCAAGACCGUCCUCGUCGUCGGCUAUGCCAAACAUCCGAACUACCUCUUCCUCCUCCUCCACGACGAUGAAGAGGCCUACGCCUGUCGCCAUCAUGUCUCAAUCCUCCGGUUCUUCAUCGAAAACCCCCGAGUCUGCCGACCCUUUUAGCUUCCUUCCACCUCCGCCAUCUAUUCGUGGAGGCGGAAAAGCAACGUCAUCUCCCACACUGUUGAUUGACGAUGAGCUGCCACGUGCCUCGUCGUCUGUUUCAGGUGUUUCGAGCAUUCCCGCAGCUUUGAACAUACCUUCGACCUCUGUGACUUCUGCUCAUCUUCCCCAGAACCCCGAUGACGACGACUUUUCUGAUUUCCUCAGCGCAACCCCGACCGACGUAGUCCAGCCUCCCUUUUCAGCCUCAAACCUGUUCUCUCUUUCCUCUGCACAACCUUUGUUUUCUGCUGGAUCUGCAGAAUUCAACGGCCGUGACAGUGAGGGCCCCUCGGACGCCUUCUCUGCGCGAUAUGACAAUCCCCUGAACACUUCCGUAUCUUCCAUCGCUUCUACGAAUUCGGUGAACAACAUGCUCCUUUCCAGUCGUGAAAUGGAUUCUUUCGGUGAUUCCUUCGAUGCAUUCAAUGAUUUUGCGUCCUCAUCGUCUCCGGUACAACGCGAUACACUCCGAACACCUUCCCCGCCCGCCCUCCCCGAUAAAUCACCUGGAAAGUUGGCGGCGAGGAGGGCAUUCGGUGCGGAGCCAACUAGUGCUGGGGUUUCGAGGAGAGCAUCUACAGGGAAGAAAACUAUGGGAGGAUCAGGUGUGGGAGGUAGGAUUCCUCCAGGAAGACUGAAUUUACCUGCCCCCGUGUCUUCUUCGGCGUAUUCGAGACAUUGGGGCUCGCCGGCUCGCGAACCUUCUCCAUCGUUCCUUUCCGGAAAUGCCGUCAACUCCGCUUCUCCAUUGGUCGCUUCUUCAUCCGAGCCUGCUCUUGCAGUUACUCCAGCUUCAUCUCCUUCCCCGAAGAACCAUAAGAAGAAGGUAUCCAAAGAAGCACAUCAACGUACGCGAAGUUUGGUGGAAGAUGCUAUGGCUCGGAGUGGGAUUUGGCCUUCCCCUGCCCCGAGUGCAGCUUCUUCAACCAGUGGUUAUGGAUCUGGAUAUGGAGCAUACGGGUUUGGUACGGCUCCCCCUUUAAGUCCUUUGCCGCCAAUUUUGAGCCCCCCGCCCGAAUACUCUUCAUCGAGCAAGAAUAAAGGAGGAGGAGAUUUACUAGGGGCGCAUGAAGAUGACGACGAUGAUGUACCUUUAGCUUCGCUUGCUCCAGGUUCCACCUAUGGAUCAAUCCCGAAUUCAAAUAUCGUACCAAUGGCCCUAAUCUGAAUACAAAUGGUACACUUCCCCCAAUACCGCUACCUGGGCCUACACCUUCCGGCCAGCAGCCGGCGUUGCUAAUGGGCUUUGGUGCGCUCGGCUCAGGGCCCGGUUCCGGUUCGAGUUCUGGCUCUUUGACUGUCGCGUCUCCGGCUUCUGGUAUGUCUUCGCAGUUGAUGUCAGUGUUCGGUGCCACUUUGGCAUCUUCAACGUCGAAGACAACGACUGGGGGCUUGUCGGCGCAGGAUUU